UCUCUUUCACUUCCUCUCUCUCCUCUUUCCGCAUUCCCUUCUCUCUCUCUCUCUCUCUCUCUCUCUCUUCUGAGACUCUGGAAGUAGAAGGAGAAGCGAGCGGCCGAAACCCUAACUCUCACCCGGGAGGGCUUUUCGAUCGGGGGCGUAGCGUCGAUCCUCCUAUGUGAGUUCUGCUUGAGCCGAUGAGCUGAGGCGAUCGGAGGAUUUGGCGGGUGAGAUCCGAAACCCUAGCGCCCGACUAGAGUGCUGGCGAAUUCCGAUGGGGACGGCGGUUUUCGUGGCGGCGGACCAAGUUUUAGCUCUGAGCCGAUCGAGCUGACGCGUUCCGAAUUGCAUAUCGCGGUUCGAUUUGGAGCGUCCUUAUAUCGAUAGUUUGGAUUUUUUUUUAAAUUUUUUAAGGGGCAGCUUGGUAUUGGAAUCGUGAUUUCGUUUCGAGCAUUGGUGCGAUGGUCGUGAAAAAAAAAUCACAUCUUCUUACCGAAUAAACAUUAUUGUUAUUAGGGGUUGCUUGAGAAUUUUUUUCCUUUUGUUCUUUUGGACAUUUUUUUCUUUUGAUAUACGCAAGUAUGGGCGCCAACUGUUGUGUUGCUGCAAGAGACAAGCCAUUACCCAAUAGAGGUCAGUUUGAAGUUUCGACUUAUAGGAACAUCAGACACUCACCUUCAUGGAGCUUUCGAUGGGAUAAUCGAACACACAUAGAGGAUAUCAUGGAGAACCCGAUCCGAUUUUCUCAAAACAAUAGUGGAAAUGCAGGCUCUGAAAUUAAGAGUGGGGCAACCACAGAAACUGAAGGCCUUUCAGAUGGGGGAAGUCCACCAAAUCCUUUUCAGACACAAAAGUGGCAUAAAUCUUCUACAAAGUUGGGAACUGAUGGCAACUCUCAACCUACUGCUGCCGAUCAAUUUAUUGGAAGCAAUUCAUCCCCUGAGGAAAAGAAUUCCAUCGAGUCAGCAGGCAUGGCAAGUGCUUCAGAUGCCAAGCCUUCAAUUUCGGUUCCAAUAAGUCCGUCAUCAACAUUCAAAUCUGAUCCUUCAUCCUCCAGAACUCACUCUCUACCCUCAGAUCCCACUUCAUCAAGGAAAGCACGCCGUUCCCCAGGAUACCAACUCUCUAGGCAGGUUUCUGAUAGCAGGAUUCCAUCUCUUCAGUCCCUGAAUGAGAAUAGCUCUCCCGAAGAAAGACAGUCCUUUGUGCUUUCUGUCUGCAGCAAUGACUUGUCUACAGGAGGAUCUCAUGGUGGGUCUUCUGAUGGCUGGUCCAUGCGUACAUUUUCUGAGCUGGUGGCUUCUCAGCGAGAGAGAUGGUCAUUUGACAGUGAAAAAGUUAGCUCCAGCAGCAGCAAAAUAGCAAGAUCAAACACUCAACAAACAACACCUCUCUCUCCUGAUCGGCAAACAUGCAGGAUAUGCUCAAAGCUAUUAAAGGAGAGAUCUCCAUGGAGCACUCAGAAAAUAAUUUCUACCAAUGAGUUCUCUGUUGUUGCAGUUUUGGUUUGUGGGCAUGUGUAUCAUGCUGAUUGCUUGGAAAACAUGACACCUGAAACUGAAAGAUAUGACCCACCCUGCCCUGUCUGCACCCAUGGAGAGAAAUCUAGUGCAAAGCUGUCAGGAAAAGCUGAGUUGAAGGGAAGAAGCAAGAUCUCCAGGAUUGCAGUGGCUGACAUUGAUGUGGACAGCGAUCCUCUCUCUGAGCACCGGAAAAGGAGUGGGAAAGGCCCAAGGAUGGGAGCCAGUUCUAGCAUGAAGAGCUCCUUUGGCAAGCCUUUCUUGAGGCGACACUUCUCUAUGGGGUCACGACCGACACGGUCGGUAUCAGAGAAUGAGUCCGCAAGGAAGAAAGGAUUCUGGGCAAGGUACCGGAGAGAUUGAACCAGCCCUUGCUCUCCUGUGUGAAGGUAAAGAGAAUACCUCUCUUAUUUGUCUAUGGAGUGGAAAACAAAUGUUUGAAAAAUUCCCGAGGAAGCAUGUGUUUCUGUAGUGAAAACGAAGGAUGAUGCUGACAGCUGAGGUAUCAACCAUCCCCAUUGCCUUAAACGUUCUGGAAAAACCCAGGGCACUUGGCAUGCUCUCAGAUGCAGAAUAAACUUCCUCUUGGAUGUAUCAAAGGAUAUUCAUUGCAGACUAGUCUAUAGUUCAGAUGGUUCACUGAACAGGAAUAGUUGGUAAGAUUGAGAUGUUGGAUUAAAUCCCCCAAUGCAGCAUCCUUUUCAUUCUUUUCUUGCUGUAUUUGUCAGUAAUGUUCGUAGAUUUAUUUUCAUUGUUUGUUCUGCACCCUCUUUUUGCUUCAGAAAUUAUAGUAUGAAAGCUACUGCAAAUAGUCUAUAAAAUACAUGUGCGUGGAAGCUAUGGUGAUGCAUAUAACGUGCCACUGGUGUAGAAUUUUGUUAGCUAGUUAGGAAAUGAUGAAGCUUGUGUUUUUCUUUUUUUUUUUUACUUCUUGUUUGGCCUCUUUGUUUGUGGUGUGUGUUUCUCAAGGAACAGGCGGUAGAAGUCUAUCUCCUCCACUCAAAUUCCCAAGUUGAAGGCAUUUCUAGUAGGUUGUCACUUCGUGCCUCAGGUCAGACUACUCGAGGUUGAAGGUUUGUAUGACCACCGACCGGACUUCUAUAUUUCUUGACAAGCCUUGCCGUCACCAAGCAUACCAUGUUAGGGAUCCAAAAUGAAGGUAGCUCGGUGACAUAUUUUCAUGACACAAACAGCCGACCCCAUACAGGUGGGUGAAGGAUUGCUAGAGAAGGUUCUUAAAUUAUUGGCUUAGUAAAAUGGUCAAUUGUUUGUGCUGGAUGAAUUAGCAUCUAUACUGGUGCAGUCGGUGUGCCAUAUUGUACUCGCAGCUUCUGAAACCUUGCAUAAUUUUCAUGGAAAUUCCUGAUUAUGUGACCAACAGAUCUGGUAAUCAGAAUCCCUAGCGUGUGCGAACUUUUAUAUCCUUCCUGUGAGGUGACAUCUUUUGCUGAGUGAACUCGCCCCAUCCUAAAGGUUUAUGGGGAGAGCAAGAUCAAUUAUUACUUAUGCAAAACCGUUGAAAUUUGAUUAUCAUAGGGAAAAGUGGAACUUGGAGCGCAGGCAGAAACAACUAGCCCCGUCCUGAAUGUGUGUUGAAAUGAUUACAAUCUGCAGAGCUCCCAUUAGAGCUUAUGGAUCGCAUAUGCAAUGAAGCCUUGUGUAUACAUUUAUUCUUUAAUGAGCAUGCUUUGAGGC
Elaeis guineensis (African oil palm) is the source of this 3203-nucleotide messenger RNA. RefSeq lists its product as uncharacterized. Gene Ontology annotation, molecular function: metal ion binding. NCBI's taxonomy places the organism in Eukaryota, Viridiplantae, Streptophyta, Magnoliopsida, Arecales, Arecaceae. The record is from RefSeq and is a predicted model, not a curated record.